Messenger RNA from Canis lupus familiaris (dog), 3501 nucleotides. It is a transcript of the gene KCNH6, whose product is annotated as potassium voltage-gated channel subfamily H member 6. The record is from RefSeq and is a predicted model, not a curated record. Gene Ontology annotation, cellular component: membrane. Gene Ontology annotation, biological process: potassium ion transmembrane transport; regulation of ventricular cardiac muscle cell membrane repolarization; regulation of heart rate by cardiac conduction. The transcript is spliced from 13 exons. NCBI's taxonomy places the organism in Eukaryota, Metazoa, Chordata, Mammalia, Carnivora, Canidae. Gene Ontology annotation, molecular function: inward rectifier potassium channel activity. The coding region runs from base 71 to 2944 and encodes 957 amino acids.
AGCCCGAGGGCAAGCGGAGAAGCAGGGAGCCGGGGCCCUGGUGGCUCCGGGAGGAGGCUGCCGCCGAAAGAUGCCUGUCCGCAGGGGCCACGUCGCGCCCCAAAACACGUACCUGGACACCAUCAUCCGCAAGUUCGAAGGCCAGAGUCGGAAGUUCCUGAUUGCCAAUGCGCAGAUGGAGAACUGCGCCAUCAUUUACUGCAACGACGGCUUCUGUGAACUCUUCGGCUACUCCCGAGUGGAGGUGAUGCAGCGACCCUGCACCUGCGACUUCCUCACAGGCCCCAAUACCCCACGCAGUGCCAUGUCCCGCCUAGCGCAGGCCCUGCUGGGGACAGAGGAGUGCAAGGUGGACAUCCUCUACUACCGCAAGGAUGCCUCCAGCUUCCGCUGCCUAGUGGACGUGGUGCCUGUGAAGAAUGAAGAUGGGGCUGUUAUCAUGUUCAUCCUCAACUUUGAAGACCUGGCCCAGCUCCUGGCCAAGAGUGAGCGCCGCAGCCUGUCCCAGUGCCUGCUGUCCCAGAGAUUCCUGGGCUCUGAGGGCUCUCAUGGCAGGUCGAGUGCACAGAGGCCUGGCACAGGCAGGGUCAAGUACAGGACCAUUGGCCAGAUUCCACAGUUCACACUCAACUUCGUGGAGUUCAACCUGGAGAAACAUCGCUCCGGCUCAACCACAGAGAUAGAGAUCAUUGCACCACACAAGGUAGUGGAGCGGACCCAGAAUGUCACCGAGAAGGUCACCCAGGUUCUGUCCCUGGGCGCCGAUGUGCUGCCGGAGUACAAGCUGCAGGCACCACGCAUCCACCGGGGGACCCUCCUGCACUAUAGCCCCUUCAAGGCCGUGUGGGACUGGCUCAUCCUGCUGCUGGUCAUCUACACGGCCAUCUUCACACCCUACUCGGCUGCCUUCCUACUCAGUGACCAGGACGAGUCUCAACGCGUGGACUGCGGCUACACCUGUAGUCCACUCACCGUGGUGGACCUCAUCGUGGACAUCAUGUUCGUUGUGGACAUUGUCAUCAACUUCCGCACCACCUAUGUCAACACCAAUGAUGAGGUGGUCAGCCACCCUCGCCGCAUUGCCGUCCACUACUUCAAGGGCUGGUUCCUCAUUGACAUGGUGGCCGCCAUCCCCUUUGACCUGCUCAUCUUCCGCACUGGCUCUGAUGAGACCACAACCCUGAUUGGGCUGCUGAAAACGGCAAGGCUGCUGAGGCUGGUGCGUGUGGCAAGGAAGCUGGACCGCUACUCUGAGUACGGGGCGGCUGUACUUUUCCUGCUCAUGUGCACCUUUGCACUCAUUGCACACUGGCUGGCCUGCAUCUGGUAUGCCAUCGGCAAUGUGGAGCGGCCCUACCUGGAGCCCAAGAUCGGCUGGCUGGACAGCCUGGGCGCACAGCUUGGCAAGCGCUACAAUGGCAGCGACCCAGCCUCUGGCCCCUCGGUGCAGGACAAGUAUGUCACGGCCCUCUACUUCACCUUCAGCAGCCUUACCAGUGUGGGUUUCGGCAACGUCUCCCCCAACACCAACUCUGAGAAGGUCUUCUCUAUCUGUGUCAUGCUCAUCGGCUCCCUCAUGUACGCCAGCAUCUUUGGCAACGUGUCCGCCAUCAUCCAGCGCCUGUACUCCGGCACUGCCCGCUACCACACGCAGAUGCUGCGUGUCAAGGAGUUCAUCCGCUUCCAUCAGAUUCCAAACCCCCUGCGGCAGCGCCUGGAAGAGUACUUCCAGCAUGCCUGGUCCUACACCAACGGCAUUGACAUGAACGCGGUGCUGAAGGGCUUCCCCGAGUGCCUGCAGGCCGACAUCUGCCUGCACCUGCACCGCGCGCUGCUGCAGCACUGCCCUGCCUUCCGCGGAGCCAGCAAGGGCUGCCUGCGCGCCCUGGCCGUCAAGUUCAAGACGACGCAUGCACCGCCCGGGGACACGCUGGUGCACCUCGGCGACGUGCUCUCCACGCUCUACUUCAUCUCCCGUGGCUCCAUCGAGAUCUUGCGCGACGACGUGGUCGUGGCCAUCCUAGGAAAGAAUGACAUUUUUGGGGAGCCCAUUAGCCUUCAUGCCCAGCCGGGCAAGUCCAGCGCAGAUGUGCGGGCCCUGACCUACUGUGACCUGCACAAGAUCCAGCGAGCAGACCUGCUGGAGGUGCUGGAUAUGUACCCUGCGUUUGCAGACAGCUUCUGGAGUAAGCUGGAAGUCACCUUCAACCUGCGGGACGCAGGCGGGGGUUUCCAGUCAUCACCCCGGCCAGCUCCAGGCAACCAAGACCACCAAGCCUUCUUCCUCAGUGACAACCAGUCAGCUGCAGCCCCUUCCCUGAGCAUCUCAGAUACAUCUGGCCUCUGGCCUGAGUUGCUGCAGCAAGUGCCCCCAAGGCCAAGGCACAGCCCCCCAAACCCUCAGGGAGACCCAGACUGCUGGCCUCGGGAGCUAGGCUCCAGGCUAGAGCAGCUCCAGGCCCAGAUGAAUAGGUUGGAGUCCCGCAUUUCCUCAGACCUCAGCCGCAUCCUACAGCUCCUUCAGCAGCCCCCGCCCCCGGGUCACACUGGCUAUAUCCUGGGAGCCCCUACCUCCGAUGACCUGACCUUGUUUCCUACAGCCUCAGCCACUCAGAGUCCAGGAACAAGGCUGCCCCAGGGCGGUCUGACUCCUGCCCAGGUCCCAAGCUGUGGUGACUUGGACAAGUUUAGGCUGAAGCAAAGGAACUCCUCCUCCAGGGUGCCUACCCUGGUCACGGCCACAGACAAAAUUCUCACACUAUCCUCAGAACGGGAGCAGCCUGAAGGGAUCCUGUCACCCCGAGCCUCACCUCUUCAUCCCCUUGAGGUCCAGGGACUCAUCUGUGCUUCCCGCUUUCCCUCCCUUCCUGAACACCUGGGCCCCGUCCCCAAGCAGCUGGAGUUCCAGAGACAUAGCUCAGAUCCUGGAUUGACAGGGAGUUAGAACUAUUGAAACCCCAAGAGAAAAGAUACCAUGAGGGGACUGAAGGUGGGUGAGAGUUAAGGAUUUGGGGGAGGCAGACAGCUGCCAAAUUGGCCUCUGAAAAGCAUUCCCCUACCCUAGCUACAAACUGCCAACCCAAGUGACCCACAAUGGCAUGAGUGAAGAGGCUUGGGACUUUCCUAGACUCCUCUAGGGCUCUGUUUAGACAGUAGGCCUGGUGGAGGGUGGGUGAGACUUGGGGGUUGAGGUAGCUUACAGGCCAGAGGACUCUGCAAAGAAAGAAGUUUCCGAUCUGUGUGAGAACCUUGCUCUCGGCUGGGUGCUAUCACCAUGUGGCUCAGAACUAGCCACCUCUUCAUGGCCCAGCACCCAAGGUUAGUGAGAUCUCCUGUCAAGAGACUUUGAACUGGCUGGGGAUGAAAAUGUCCUCUGUGGUGAACACAUCAGGGCACAGAGCUCCAGCCCCCAGCCACUCUGCCCCUCAUGGUUCUAUAAUAACCUUUGGGACUCUACCAAGCAGUGGAAUAUCUCACAGCUAAUAAAGUCUGCACAUUUCA